Messenger RNA from Sus scrofa (pig), 1165 nucleotides. Lineage: Eukaryota; Metazoa; Chordata; Mammalia; Artiodactyla; Suidae. The record is from RefSeq and is a predicted model, not a curated record.
UCUAGAUUUUUAGUGUAACAUUUGAGGUUCUUCAGAAUGUCUUUCCAGACCCAUCUCUCUACUCAUGUCCAUGUAUUUUGUGCUUCACCAUCCAAGUUCCCUGGAAACACCUAGAUGUCAUGUUCCUAAUCAUUGUGCUCACAUUCUAAUCUCUAAGUAGAAAGAGUUUCUCCCAUUUCUCUUCUUCAUGAUCUCCUCUGUUUAAUUUCACCUCCUCUCUAAAACCUUCCUUAGAGUCCCUCACAACUCUUACGUAUCACAUUGUAUCAUCAUUGUAAACUGUCUUUGAAGCAAGAGUUUGUGUUUCCUUGAAUACGGUUGGUACUGCAUAGCAAUUUUUUUUUGAAUUAAUAAAUUACUUAAGGUGGAUAAGAGUAGGAAUUUUACAAACAUUGUUUUUUAUUCUUUGUCAGUCAAAUUAUUAGACAACAUUGUCUUUAAAAUGGAUUUUUUUUAAAGCAGCAGUUCUGGCAUGCAUAUGAAAGAAGUAUGGAAAAAUGAAAGAGAAAAAUGGUCAUCAAAAGGACCUGUGAUUCCACCAAUAUUUGAGAAGGCUGAUUCACUGCCUAUUGAUUUACUACACGUGAAUGAUGACAGAAGCUUAAGUGAAAGAGAUCAGGAUGAUGGCAGGCCUAUAAAGAGAACACCUAAUGAAGAGAACAAGGUCAAAGAGCAAAUUAAUUCUGUGGAUGACUUUGAUGACUUAACUCAGUUACCUGAAACAGCUUCCAAGGAUCGUGAGUUGCUUUCCUCUAAAUCUAUGAAUGCUAUGUUGCUAAUUGAACAACUUGGCACGGAGUGUAAAGGUAGGCCUGUUGUAUACAUAGAAAGCCUUUUUGUGUAUAGUGUAGUAAUACAUACAUAGCUUGUCUAGUACUGUACAUGGACUACAGGUAUGUUAUUGUGCUGUCUGUCUCAGAAAAAUGAUUUACAUAAUGAGUUAUUAUAUGCUCUCAGGCAAAGGGCUGUGAUAAUUCCCACUCACUGCGCUUUUGUGAUUCUCCUUUUCUCCUGGGCCUUCACCCAAGGUCCGGUUAUCAUUUCCCUCCUAGAAUACUGAAGUGCAUGACUUCCGUCACUUCCCUCCUAGAAUAUUUGGGUAACCUGGGAACUUUUUUCCUUGCCACUCCAUCUCCUGAAACCAUAAUUACUGUGUAUUUGGAAA